CGACAGGUACUCACUCCUCUGUUCUCUCUCGCCCGUCUCGCUCUAAUUCAAAAUGCUAUGGAGUUAGAAAUUACAGAGAAAUGAGAUUGAAUCGGGUUUCUCAUACUCAGAUUUUUAGUUGAAUCAUAUUCUUUCAAGUUCUUUAGGUUGGUUGAUUCUUCUCUGAUCGAGUAUAGCCUUACAGAUUUCCAGAAUUUGGGAGGAUUCUGGUUUGGAGAUUUCCAAGCAUCGUCUUUAGAUCGGCAAGAUGGUGUCAUUCGAGAUGAACGACCGGAAAAAGAUCGGGCUAGGAUUGACAGGGUUUGGCAUAUUUUUCUCAUUUCUGGGAAUUAUUUUCUUCUUUGACAAGGGAUUUCUUGCCAUGGGUAAUAUACUCUUCUUGUCAGGGUUGAUGUUAACUAUUGGACUGAAGUCCACCAUGCAGUUCUUCAUGAAACGCCAGAACUACAAGGGUACAAUCUCAUUUGGUUCUGGCUUCUUCUUCAUCCUUGUUGGGUGGCCUAUCCUAGGCAUGAUGUUUGAAGCAUAUGGGUUCAUCGUACUUUUCAGUGGUUUCUGGCCUACACUGGCAGUUUUUGUUCAAAGGAUACCAAUUCUUGGUUGGGUGUUCCAACAGCCAUUUGUAACUUCGUUCUUCGAUAGGUACAGGUCUAGACGUGUGCCUGUAUGAAGUUUCUGAAUCAAUGGAGGAGCAAAGAAGCACUACAAGACAAUUCUCUCCCUGUAAGAUAACAUCUGACCACGAUCCAAUGUAUUGUUUUCGCCCACAUUGUGUGGAGCUAAAAUGUUCCACUUGAUUUGAUGAUAUGACCUUGUAUAAUUCUAAAUUCGUUUAAUAAUCAAUUUCCUCUCA
Messenger RNA from Macadamia integrifolia, 853 nucleotides. RefSeq names its product vesicle transport protein GOT1-like. NCBI's taxonomy places the organism in Eukaryota, Viridiplantae, Streptophyta, Magnoliopsida, Proteales, Proteaceae. Gene Ontology annotation, biological process: endoplasmic reticulum to Golgi vesicle-mediated transport; retrograde transport, endosome to Golgi. The record is from RefSeq and is a predicted model, not a curated record. The transcript is spliced from 8 exons. Bases 248 to 670 code for a protein of 140 amino acids.